AAGGUAAGAAUACCCACCUCACAUAAUGUAGGAAGGAUAUAGACAAUAUAAUCAAUAAAUCCCCUAAGACACAUGAUAAGUGCUCCAAAACAGACUUUAGAAUCAAGCAAGUAAGACUCGAAGAGAGACAUCAGUGACUUUGACUCUUGCAUUUCAUGGUCAAGUUCAUGUGAUUCAAAAAGAUUAUUUGAAUCUCUUAUAUGAGAUUCAAAAAGAUUAUUAUUAUUAUCAAUAAUCUUUGUUAUUGUUUUUUUGUGCUCACUUUUCUUGGUCUAGAUCAGGUUUUCAGAGUCACCCUUAUACUAAUGAUUUCUCAGACACUAUUGAAAACACCCAUGGCUACCCAAGUUAUAGUGCUUCUUGAAGGACAGAAAUGAUAUCGUGCCUAACCAACUGUGUGUCAGGUAUGAGCGUGGCACAUAGGAUGUAUCAGGAGAUGUGUGUUGAAUGAAUGGACUUAUCAGAGAAGUCUUAUUGCCCCUUAGAGUGGAGAAGAAAGGCAAACAAUUGAAGAAAGAAGAAAUAGAAAACUUCUUGAUAACCAAUAAGCCCAUAACACCUGCCAAAAACCAUUUUCUUCCCUGGAUAGGGAAGGCUGGUUGAGUCUUCGCCCAGGUCAGUGCCCCUGUAGUUACAGAAGUUUGUCUCUCCUGUUGCUCUGAUGACCUACAGGAAUAGUCACGUGUUCAGUGUGGACAAACCACUAAGGAGGCCAACCAUCUGAUGACUGAAAGGACUUUUGUUCUUUUAAAAAUAAUGAAAAGCUUCUGACAGCCCACCAACAGCUCAUCUGAUAUCAAAGAGCCAGGAGGCACCUCAGAUUCAUCAACAUUCCUCUAAUGAGGUGAGGAACUCUUAAUGGUAAACUCAACAGCUGAGUAACAGGAUGACGGUACAACAGUAGGUAGAGAAUCAAGGCAGGGAGGUCAAAGAGUGGAGCCCACACCCACUUGGGAUGGGGUAUAAAAGGGCCAGGAGGGAAGAGGGUUGUCAGAUGCAGUGGCUCAGCCUUCUCAGUGGCUCUGAACCUCCUGUGUAUCCUCAGUCCACCAUGACUUCCUCCUGCAUCAGCUCAUGCCACGCUCUGGGCUGCACCAACAUUCCUGGAGCAAGAAACAUCUGUGUCUCCUCCAUUGACGCUGGAGACCAGCUUGGGGCAGAGAUCAAUGCUGCCCUUCUGGGCCUCUCGGCCACCCUGGCACACGCCAACCGAGUCCGAGUGGGCACAACCUCUCUGGGCCAACCUAGCCUCUGUCUGCCUCACAGCUGCAACACCGCCUGUCCCUUGCCGGGGACCUGCGACAUUCCCGGCAACAUCGGAAUCUGCAGAACCUUCAGUGAAGGCUUCUUCAACAGUCACGAGAAGGAGACCAUGCAGUUCUUGAACGAUCGGCUGGCCAGCUACCUGGAGAAGGUGCGCCGGCUGGAGCGGGACAACGCGGAGCUGGAGAGCCAGAUCCGGGAGCUGAGCAAAUGCCCUGAGUCCACCGUGUGUCCAGACUAUCAGAGCCACUUCCGCAUCAUCGAGGAGCUGCAGCAGAAGAUCCUGUGCAGCAAGGCUGAGAACGCCAGGCUGAUCAUCCAAGUGGACAAUGCCAAGCUGGCUGCCGAUGACUUUAGAAUCAAGCAUGAAAGUGAGCACUCCUUGCGCAUGGUGGUGGAGGCGGACCUGUGCGGGCUGCAUAAGAUCCUGGACGACGUGAGCCUGGCCAAGGCUGACCUGGAGGCCCAGCAGGAAUCCCUGAAGGAGGAGCAGCUCUGCCUCAAGAGCAACCAUGAGCAGGAAGUGAACACUCUGAAGUGUCAGCUGGGAGAUAAGCUCAAGAUUGAGCUGGACGUGGAGCCCACCGUGGACCUGGGCAGGGUGCUGGAGGAGAUGCGGGGCCAGUACGAGGCCAUAGUGGAGACCAACCUCCGUGAUGUGGAGCAGUGGUUCCAAACUCAGUCUGAAGGCAUCAGCCUGCAGGCCAUGUCCUGCUCAGAGGAGCUGCAGUGCUGCCAGUCGGAGAUCCUGGAGCUUCAACGCACAGUGAACGCCCUGGAGGUGGAGCGCCAAGCCCAGCACAACCUGAAGGACUGUCUACAGAACUCACUGUGUGAAUCUGAGGCCCGCUUUGGCACCGAGCUGGCCCAGAUGCAGAGCCUCAUCAGCAACGUGGAGGAGCAGCUGUCUGAGAUCCGGGCUGACCUGGAGCGGCAGAACCAGGAGUACCAGGUGCUGCUGGAUGUCAAGGCCCGGCUGGAGUGUGAGAUCAAAACAUACCAGAACCUUCUGGAGAGUGAAGACUGCAAGUAUGUAUGAUCUAGGCCAGGGGUCCCCAAGCCCCAGGCCAUCCUGGUUCUUGGUCCAUAAGGAACCAGGCCAUAGAGCAGGAGGUGAGCAGCAGAUGAAUGAAGCUUCAUCUGCUGCUCCCCAUCACUCCCAUUACCACCCAAGCCAUCCCCUCUUUGCGAGUCCCAGUCCUUGGAAAAAUUGUCUUCCACAAAACAAGUACCUGGUGUCAAAAAUGUUGGGGAUCGCUGAUCUAAGUAAUUCCUGGCCAUGCCAUUCCACAGAGCACUCAAGAGCUUGUUCAAGAUCUCAUUGUAAAGAACAAGCUUCCCUGUGCAUGCUCUCUCAGUGGAACAUUCACCUCUCCUGGUGUGUGCAGACUGCAAUGCUGAUAGAAUGUUUCAGGAAUGAUAGCAGGGUCCCUAAGCCACAUUGACCAAGGGACUCCUGGAUGUGGAGAGAUACAGUGAGAGUGAAAGUGGGACUGCUCUGUAGAUUCCACUGGGAUGUGUAAUUUGUUGCUGGUGGACCUGUCCUUAAGACUUUUGGUCUUACCUUUCUGUCCAUCACUGAGAUACUUUUCACCUCCCAGGUCAAGCUCAUUCUUCUCUCUCUCUCCCUGCAGACUCCCCUGUAAUCCCUGCUCUACGCCUGCCUCUAGAACCCUUUAUCCCAGCAGUGCUCUGCCUGCCCGCACCAGCACUAAGAGCCAGUUCUGAAGGUCUGUGUCCCAGUGCAGAAGAUCCAGGCUGCUGGUACCGGAGCUAGGAUUGCCCUCACCAGCUUAGUCUUCCUUCCAAAAAGACCAAACCCACUGGAGGCAUUUUCACUGAAUCAUAGGAUAACAGAUAACUUCUGAGCAGUGGUUUCCUGUUUGUUCCUUAAGCUGUACUUUUCCCCUUUGUUUCCAUGUUGUAAUGGUCUUUCACUAAAGCUAUUGUUUUUUCCCAGUGUCUCUUCUGGGAUUUUGGUUCUACUCCAGUGCUUCAGAAUCUCCUCAAAUUUAAUUGGGUUCCUGUAUUCAGUGGUCAAUAAACCUCCUUCCUGUAUGACAUGCUUCUGGUGUUUGGCAAUGUAUGUGAUGUGAUAAAGAGCCCUGGCUGUCAAGACCUUGGGUGGUCACCGGCCCUGGCAUGUCACUGCCAGGAGUUCUCUGGGGCACUGGGGUCUUAGCCUCUGGAUGGAGGCCCUUUGCUGACAUUGGGAUGUGUACAUACCUUGCCCAUCAAUCUCAAUUGACUGGUGAAGGGAAGCGGUGUUCGUUGCCAAACCUGAAUUCCUUCAAAACAGCUCAGAACUAACAUGUCCCUACUGUGCUUUUGGCAUCUUCAGCCUCUUGGUAUUUUGUCCAAGAGCAAAAAUCACGCAACUCAGAGUUCCAGUCUGGUCAGAGGGAGGUCGUGUUGAGAGCUGCCUUGGCCAAGUUGCCAAGUUUUUUCUUCUUGUUUGAAUUGGCCCUUUUCAUAGAGGCAGGCUUCCAUGGUGGCUCAGAUGGUAAAGAAUCUGCCUGCAAUGUGGGAGACCCGGGUUCGAUCCCUGGGUCAGGAAGAUCUCCUGGAUGAGGAAAUGGCAACCCACUCCAGUAUUCUUGCCUGGAAAAUCCCGUGGGCAGAGGAGCCUGGUGGGCUGCAGUCUGUGAAGUUGCCGAGAGUUGGACAUGACUCAGCAACUAGCGCGGCAGUACUACGCUUUCAUGAAGGCGUUGGCUCCUCAUCGAUUCUCUUAGACACGGCAGCCCAGAUUGGGUUCCGGGGACAGUUUUCUUGGUCCUGGCCCACCUCUUGUUUAUAUUUUUCUGUAGACAGAUGCUGCCACUUUUGUAUAGGCUUAUCUCCUCUGCUGCCGCCUUCCAAGUACUAGAGUGAGGAAUGCAGUUGGCAGGAGUGCUAUCUGCUUUUUGGACGUGGCUCUGACCCUGGCCAAGAUGGUUCUCAGCCAGACACAGUGAGAGAGAAGACAGGGAAAAGCACCCGAGAGGCUCUGUUCUCUCCUUGCGGUGCUAGUCAAUUUAGCUUUUGGCAUAUUUAUGCUGAGUGCGUCCAGAAGAAUGAAACUCUCAGGUCUCAGCUUCCUCUUGAACCCUGGUCCAAUGACCAGUGCAGAGUCGAUUCUUCUUCAUGGUAGUGAGACAAGCUGGGAC
Messenger RNA from Bubalus bubalis (water buffalo), 4412 nucleotides. It is a transcript of the gene KRT38, whose product is annotated as keratin 38. Gene Ontology annotation, molecular function: structural molecule activity. The record is from RefSeq and is a predicted model, not a curated record. The transcript is spliced from 6 exons. Lineage: Eukaryota; Metazoa; Chordata; Mammalia; Artiodactyla; Bovidae. Bases 956 to 2302 code for a protein of 448 amino acids.